AUGUCAUCUUCUUCAUCUUCUGAAGAAUUUCAGACUAUUUUUGAUACCGCUAUUGCGUGUGUUCAAAUGGCGGAACAAACAUACAACGUUGUAUGUAACAACGCAGCUGCAAGUUCUCAACAGAGAACACGAAAAUACAUUUACAGAAAUCGUGAAGAAGCCAACCAACGUUUGGUGCAAGACUAUUUUGCAGAGAAUGCCACUUACCAAGUGUAUUAUUUUCGUAGGCGCUUCAGAAUGCUCAAAGGUUUAUUCGAACGUAUAGUUGAAGAUGUAACGAGGGAGUGCAGUUUUUUCCAACAACGCUACGAUGCUAGAGGUACACCCGGUUUCACUCCGUUACAAAAAUGCACGGCCGCACUUCGUCAGUUAGCAUAUGGCAUUCCGCCUGAUGCGUUAGACGAAAGUUUUAGGAUGUCUGCUAGGACAGCACGAGACAAUCUCCAUUUUUUCUACAAAACUGUCAUUCAGUUUUAUGGUCCAAAAUAUUUACGUAAGCCUACACGUAAUGACAUCUUGCAAUUGCAAGCUCAUCAUGCUAGUGUGUAUGGGUUUUCUGGAAUGCUAGGAAGCUUAGAUUGUCUCCAUUGGGCAUGGGAAAAUUGCCCUACAGCAUAUCAUGGGCAAUUUACACGAGGCGAUCAUGAUUCUUCUUUUCAAGUGCAUGGAACGCCAUAUAAGUAUGGUUAUUAUCUGGUCGAUGGAAUCUAUCCUGAGUAUGCUGUGUUUGUUAAGUCGUUUUCAGCUCCACAUGGUUCUAGACGAAAGAAAUUCAAGAGAGCUCAAGAAAGAGCUAGGAAGGAUGUUGAGCGUGCUUUUGGAGCUCUGAAGAAACGGUGGUUCAUGCUGAAAAAACCAGCAGCUUAUUUGGGCGAGGAAAAACUUCAAGAAAUCAUGUAUACGUGUAUUAUAUUGCAUAACAUGAUUAUUGAAGACGAAGGAAGAGCGAUAUGUGCGUUUGACGAGGAAGAAAUAAUACCAGAGACACAGCCAAUAGAAAUUGGUGGCGAAGAGUAUAUAAACAGAAGAGCAGAGAUACGUUGCAAUGAAACAUUUCAUAAUCUUCGCAAUAACUUGGUGGAACACAUUUACGGGGUUCAAAACAUUAACCUUAAUUUGGAUCCACCGGAUGACCCCGAAGACGAGUUCUCGGAGAACGACUUUAUGUAG
This is a messenger RNA of Lactuca sativa (garden lettuce), 1170 nucleotides long. RefSeq lists its product as uncharacterized. The record is from RefSeq and is a predicted model, not a curated record. Lineage: Eukaryota; Viridiplantae; Streptophyta; Magnoliopsida; Asterales; Asteraceae.